This is a messenger RNA of Striga asiatica, 2082 nucleotides long. NCBI's taxonomy places the organism in Eukaryota, Viridiplantae, Streptophyta, Magnoliopsida, Lamiales, Orobanchaceae. The record is from the annotation of a GenBank genome assembly.
ACCGCUAAUGACCGGAGGCCUGACCGGGAGUUUCGAUAAAUGCAUAUGCAGCAUAUAUCCUACGAAAAACCCCUCCCAAGAUUGGCUCUGUACCUCAGUCUCACCGGAGAAACCCUCCUUCCCGCUCUCGCUUUGCUGCGACCAGCAAUACAAAAGGAUUAAGCAAAGAGUUUGAAUGCGGUGAGAUUGAUUUUCAAGCAAGAGUCAUUCCUUACUUAAUCUUUGAGGUGUCUGGAUUUUUCAAGCAAGAUUGAUUUUUUAGAGACAAAGAUGGGGGAAUUUUGGAGAAGGCAUAAGAGAAAGGUCUAUGUUACACUUGGAGUUGUUGGCAGUGGAUAUCUACUAUACAAGCUCUACGAUGCUCGUCGCCGUAGGAUCAGUGAUCUUGAGAAACAGCUCGCUCGUGAGAGGGAAAGUGAGGAGCUCAUUAAGGCUCAAAUUCAAGCGCAUUUUGAGGGGGUACAGAGAAUAGCUGAUUCAACAACUCUUCCUCAUGUCAUGCAUUUGUUAGAUGGUCGGUUAACAGAGAACUUGGAUCUUACGCAAUUGACUGAGAGAUUAAUCCAAGGGAAGGGCCAACCAAACACUAUAACAAUGGCUGAGAAACUUGAAUUAUGGGAUAAACUCAAGAUUUUGAGUAUGGCUCAAAGACUUCCCUUUAUGUACAGUGCACUGACCUAUUUUUACUUUUCUCGAUUACGCUGUUUUUGUCCAACUCCAUUGACUUUGUUGUUUCCAGGUUGCAAGGUAGCUGCCUCACAGCAUGUGUCGCCCUAUGCUGUGGCGAUGCGAUUUUGGAUUGCAUCUGCCUCAUCUAGACAUGGCAGCACCAUUAAUAACUAUGCCAGUCUUGGAUUCAUCCUGGAAAAGUCUCAUGCUAACCAGGAACCUUUGGCCAAAAGAAUUGAUCCAUGGGAUAUGAUGUCUCAGAGUUGUAACACUUGUGUUCUGAUCAGCUUCUUCUUCCAAGCCUUGUCUCUAGUUGCAUUUUCUUUUGCUUCUCUCCCACCCUUCAAAAGGAGGCAAUUAGAGGUCACAUGCCCUGGUAGUUUAAACUCUUAUCAAACUGAUAAGAUUGCUAGUAUAGCCGCAUACAUGGAUGAAGCUGAACUAAUUGACAAAAAUGACGAACAGCAGUUUUUGGCCUGUGCUGAUUACCUUUCUAAUUAUGGUCUGCUAGCCCUAAUAUCUAAUGCUGAGGCAGCAUCAUUGGAAAUCCUCAAGAGCAAGCAAUUGAAGGAAUUUUUCAAUGUUUCGGUGCUUCAUGAUACAAUUAUUCGCAUUUUGGAGACUUUAAUGGUCAUGAGGAGCCCUCAUCAUUGGAUCGGUUAUUUGAUGCCCGAAGAUGCUGGAAUUUACCAGCCCUCAAGUAGUUGUGCCUCAGAUCUUUCACACGCCACGAAAUUUGAUUUACUUAUGGUGGAAACACGUGCUGUGUUAUUAAGUGCGGAAUUUUCCAAUAUUAUCGAUAUAUCACUGAGAGCUGUGGUUAAUGGAUUGUUGGAAGAUGUAAUCAUCCAUAGUGGAGAAAACAAUUUAAUGUCUGGAAUGCCGCUUGCCAGACUUGUACCAAGAAUAGCUCAUAUAUCUCAGUUUCUUCUAAUCGAACCCAAUAGAAGUAGGUAUAUCCAAAUAAUCCGGAACAUUCCAGAGGUCGAGAGGUUCUUCACUGUUUUAUACUCAACAUCGCCCACUUCGUAGUGUAGAAUACACUUGUUUGUUGUUUCAUUAACUUUUUUGGAUAGUGUGAAGUGAUUGGUAGUAAGUGAUGUGCAAGGCUGAAGAGAAUAAGGGCAAUGUAUGGUUUGCCGUCUGUACUUUUUAAGUUUUCCAGUUUUACUUUUACGGUGUUCCAUAUUUUGUCUGUUGAAUUUCUUGGAGGGGUUUUACCGGUUUGAAAGGUGGUGAGGGGAUUUUCAAUUUGGCAAUUUGCAGCACCGGAAAAAUCAAUGCACUGGUGGAUUACUGGUUUCCAUUGCAGGAAAGAUGUUCAAAUUCUGAUUCAUAUAAAACGUCCGUGGCCAUCUAUAAGAAUAUAUGUGAUUAUAGGAAAAUUUGGGUCAUUACAUUCUGUUAUAACGC